Castor canadensis (American beaver) is the source of this 2768-nucleotide messenger RNA. The record is from RefSeq and is a predicted model, not a curated record. Lineage: Eukaryota; Metazoa; Chordata; Mammalia; Rodentia; Castoridae.
GAGCCCAAGUUAGGCCCUGGGUGGAUACACGUGGAAUUGAUACUUUAGGCCCUGAAACCCAGACCUCCUUCCGCAACCCUUGUCCACUCUUGUGGCCUCUUAACUUCGUCAUUCUCAGAGUGCUGAGCCCUCGGCCCCGUCCCGGCUGCAGCUUGGCCGGGUGAUCCCAGCCAAGUGUCCCUCUGAUCCCGGUGAUGCCUUUAGUGUCCCUCUGAUCGCCGCCCACCCGCCACGGAGUCGCUAUGGCGGCCUUGCCUGUUUACACCACUUCCUAACCCAAAAUAUGGUUGUCAGAGAGGAACUGCAUUGAGAUUGUGAAUAAAUUGAUUGCUCAGAAACAACUAGAAGUAGUUCACACACUUGAUGGAAAGGAAUAUAUUACUCCAGCCCAAAUUAGUAAAGAAAUGAGAGAUGAGCUACACGUCCGAGGUGGUCGAGUAAACAUUGUUGAUCUACAACAGGUAAUUAAUGUGGACCUGACUCAUAUUGAAAGUAGAAUUGGUGACAUUGUUAAAUCAGAAAAGCAUGUCCAGCUAGUAUUGGGACAACUGAUAGAUGAGAACUAUUUGGAUCGAUUAGCAGAAGAGGUAAAUGAUAAAUUGCAAGAAAGUGGUCAGGUGACCAUAUCAGAAUUAUGUAAAACCUAUGACCUUCCUGGAAACUUUCUGACACAGGCACUGACUCAGCGACUUGGUAGGAUUAUCAAUGGCCAUAUUGAUCUUGAUAACAGAGGAGUAAUUUUUACUGAAGCUUUUGUGGCUCGCCAUAAAGCACGCAUCCGAGGUCUAUUCAGUGCAGUUACCCGGCCCACAGCAGUGAAUUCUUUGAUUUCAAAAUAUGGAUUUCAGGAACAGCUUCUUUACUCUGUACUUGAGGAGCUUGUUAACAGUGGACGCUUGCGAGGCAAUGUGGUUGGUGGAAGACAGGAUAAAGCGGUGUUUGUCCCUGACAUCUAUUCCAGGACACAGAGCACUUGGGUGGAUUCCUUUUUCAGGCAGAAUGGCUAUCUGGAAUUUGAUGCUUUGUCCAGACUUGGAAUCCCUGAUGCUAUAAACUACAUAAAGAAAAGAUAUAAGACUACACAACUCUUGUUUUUGAAAGCAGCUUGUGUUGGUCAAGGACUUGUGGAUCAGGUGGAAGCAUCUGUAGAAGAAGCCAUCAGCUCUGGAACAUGGGUUGAUAUUUCACCUCUGCUACCAAGUUCUAUAACAGUUGAAGAUGCUGCCAUGUUGCUUCAACAGGUGAUGAGACCAUUCAACAAACAGGCAUUGGCUGUAGUCUUUAGCGACACUGUUGUAGUCAGUGAAAAAUUUAUAAAUGAUUGUACAGAACUUUUCAGUGAACUGAUGCACCAAAAAGCUGAAAAGGAAAUGAAAAAUAAUCCUGUACAUUUAAUCACUGAAGAAGAUCUGAAACAAGUCUCCAGUUUAGAAAGUUCCAAUACAAAUAAAAAGGAUAAAAAAGAUGAACGCAGGAGGAAAGCAACAGAGGGCAGUGGAAGUGCAAGAGGAGGAGGCGGGGGCAAUGCCAGAGAAUACAAAAUUAAAAAAAGCAAGAAGAAAGGAAGAAAAGAUGAUGAUAGUGAUGAUGAGUCUCAGUCAUCUCAUACUGGAAGGAAAAAGCCAGAGAUCACUUUUAUGUUCCAGGAUGAGAUUGAGGAUUGUUUAAGAAAACAUGUACAGGAUGCACCUGAGGAGUUCAUUUCUGAACUUGCUGAAUACUUAGUAAGACCUCUUAAUAAAGCCUAUCUUGAGGUGGUACGUUCAGUAUUCAUGUCUUCAACUUCUGCUUCUGGAACUGGCAGAAAACGCACAAUCAAGGACUUGCAAGAAGAAGUUUCAAACCUGUACAAUAAUAUUAGGUUAUUUGAAAAGGGGAUAAAGUUUUUUGCAGAUGACACACAGGCUGCUCUUACCAAGCACUUGCUGAAGACAGUGUGUGCCGAUAUCACUAACCUCAUUUUCAACUUCUUAGCUUCUGAUUUAAUGAUGACAGUUGAUGAUCCUGCAAGCAUUACAAGUGAUGUAAGAAAAAAAAUUUUAAGUAAGUUGUCAGAAGAAACCAAAGUAGCCCUCACAAAACUCCAUAACUCUCUAAAUGAAAAAAGUAUAGACGACUUUUUUUCUUGUCUGGAUUCUGCAGCAGAAGCUUGUGAUAUUAUGGUGAAAAAGGGAGACAAAAAAAGGGAAAGGCAGAUUCUGUUCCAGCAUCGACAAGCACUAGCUGAGCAGCUAAAAGUCACAGAAGAUCCUGCUCUUAUUCUGCACCUCACGUCAGUUCUGCUAUUUCAGUUCUCAACCCACAGCAUGCUCCAUGCACCUGGAAGAUGUGUCCCACAGAUCAUUGCUUUUCUUAAUAAUAAAAUUCCAGAGGAUCAACAUACUCUUUUGGUAAAGUAUCAGGGUUUGGUUGUAAAGCAGUUAGUUCAUCAAAAUAAGAAAACUGGACAGGGAGCUGAUCCCUUGAGCGAUGAAUUAGACAAAGAACAACACAAUGUCACCAAUACAACUCGUAAAGAACUUCAGGAACUUUCUUUAUCCAUCAAGGACCUUGUUCUGAAAUCCAGGAAAUCAUCUGUAACAGAAGAGUAAUGAUCUUAAUUUACUUUUGUUAGUAGUAAGCAGGAAAGGUAAAGAUGAGUGGUCACAAACAAUAACCACAGCCCCCUACACUGCCCAUCAGCCUUCUCCCCCAUGGACAAUUCAAAUAAAGUAGUGGCACUGUAUUAAAUGUAAAUCUUACAAAGAUGUGAAUUUUUGUAAAUUAGA